Messenger RNA from Fusarium poae, 327 nucleotides. RefSeq lists its product as uncharacterized. Lineage: Eukaryota; Fungi; Ascomycota; Sordariomycetes; Hypocreales; Nectriaceae. The record is from RefSeq and is a predicted model, not a curated record. The coding region runs from base 1 to 327 and encodes 108 amino acids. The transcript is spliced from 4 exons.
AUGAAACUACUCGACAGCUGUCGCCCAUUCAACCUAUACCAUCUAACAUCUACGCUCAACCACUCGGGCGAGCAGCGAACCCGGCGACAUGGAUCAAGGUUGAAACCUGGUGAUGGCUUUACCGAUCUCACAACCGAUGCGAGACCCCCAGCGCAAACCCCGACUCAGGGAAGCGAUGACGACACUUCUGAGGAUACUGACGAUGAUGAGAGCGACACCGACAGCAAUCAUAUCUUCACCAAUAUUGUUUCGAAACACGAACCACACGUUAGUGCCAUUUCCGGAUUGGAACCCAACAUUAACUUUUUGGCUCUCAACCUCCCGUAG